Charadrius vociferus (killdeer) is the source of this 3771-nucleotide messenger RNA. RefSeq names its product ZPR1 zinc finger (gene ZPR1). Gene Ontology annotation, molecular function: zinc ion binding; lipid binding. Gene Ontology annotation, biological process: lipid transport; lipoprotein metabolic process. NCBI's taxonomy places the organism in Eukaryota, Metazoa, Chordata, Aves, Charadriiformes, Charadriidae. Gene Ontology annotation, cellular component: nucleus; cytoplasm; extracellular region. The record is from RefSeq and is a predicted model, not a curated record.
AUGCCUCUGAAGGCUGCGCUUCUCCUCACCCUCCUGGCCACCUUACCCGUGUCGCCGGCUGAGACGGCACAGAGCGGCUUCUGGGAGUAACUCAGCCAGCUGACGAGCGACAGCCUGGAGCACGGCCAGAGCAGCAAGCUGGGCAGGGACAUCGUAAACCUGAAGGGAAGUAUUCAGGAUGGGGUCAGCUACAUGGGAAACUUCCUGGAGAAGCUGGCGCCCCUCAACAGAGGCCUCCAGCCCCGGCUCUACCACGACUCGGACAGUCUGCGGAAACUCAUCAGGAAAGAGCUGGAGAGCCUGAGGGUGAAACUGUCCCCGUACGUGGACGAAGUCCACCACAAGGUCGGCAAGCACCUGGAAGAUCUUCGCUACCGGCUGCAGCCGUUCACAGAUGAGCUCCUGGACCAGGUGUCCCUGAAAGCCCGGGAGCUCCGGUGGCACCUUAUGCCCAGCCGGGAGGCGACGGCUCAGCUCCUGGAGGGUGCAGACGAGGUGCAGAGGUUCAUGGCUCAUUAUGCCGACAAGAUCGCCUUCCACACCGACCAGGUGAAGGACAUUUUCCAGCCCUACGCAGACAGGCUGGUGACCGAGAUCCACCGCAACGUGGAGGAGCUGCACAGAAACGUCGUCCCUCACACCCAGGCCAGCCCAGAGAAGCUCAACCAGUACAUCCAGGAGCUCUCUGCAAAGCUGACCUGGAACGCCAGGGACCUCCACCAGAAGAUCCAGGGGAACCUGGAGCAGCUGAAGGCGAAGCUGAGCCUCUACCCCGGCAGCCUCCAACAGCAGCAGGCCCCUGCGGAGGAGCUGGCCCGGGAGGUGCAGCGGCGGGUGGAGGAGUUCCGGAGGGACACGUACCUCCAGAUCCAGGACUUCACCCGGGCCCUCGACCAGGAGACGGAGGAGAUGAGGCUGAAGCUCUCCUCCUCCCGGCCCUCCCACCCGGGGGACCCGCAGGACAGCCCGCCCGCCGUGGAGGACCUGCACGCCCGCCUCGACGGGGUGACACGGCUCCUGCUCACCAGGAUCCCCUUCUUCAAAGAGAUCAUCGUCAGCUCCUUUGCUUGCGACAGCUGCUCCUGGUCCAACACAGAGAUCCAGUCUGCGGGUAGGAUCCAGGAGCAGGGUGUGCGCUACACCCUCGCUGUCACCUCCCGUCAGGACAUGAACAGGGAAGUGGUGAAGACUGACUGUGCCACGGCUCGAAUUCCAGAGCUGGACUUUGAGAUCCCUGCUUUCACCCAGAAGGGAGUUCUUACCACCAUUGAAGGGAUAAUUGACAGAGCUGUUGCGGGCCUGGAGCAGGACCAGCCUGUCCGCAGGGCAACGGACGAAGAGGUGGCAAGUAAAAUAGAUGAGUUCAUUGGUAAAUUAAAGCAGCUGAAAGAAGUACAUUCCUCCUUCACCUUUAUCAUAGACGAUCCUUCAGGGAACAGCUUUGUGGAGAACCCUCACGCACCGCAGAAGGACGAUGCUCUUGUGGUCACUCACUACAGGAGGACUCCCCAGCAGGCUGCCAUGCUGGGACUGGAGGGAGAGGAGCCGGAUGAGAAGCCAGCUGAUUCUGCGGACGACCUGAGGAAUGAGGUACUGCAGUUCAACACCAACUGCCCCGAGUGCAACGCUCCAGCUAACACAAAUAUGAAGCUGGUGCAAAUCCCACACUUCAAGGAAGUGAUUAUCAUGGCCACAAACUGUGACUCCUGUGGGCACAGGACAAAUGAGGUGAAGUCUGGAGGAGCAAUCGAAGCACAGGGCACUAGGAUUACGCUUCGGAUUACAGACCCUUCUGACAUGACGAGGGAUAUCCUAAAGUCGGAGACGUGCAGCGUGGAGAUCCCAGAGCUGGAGUUCGAGCUGGGGAUGGGAGCACUGGGGGGCAAAUUCACCACCCUGGAAGGGCUGCUGAAAGACAUCAGAGACCUGGUUGAGAGAAACCCCUUCACUCUGGGGGACAGCUCUACGCCCAGCAAAACGGAAAAGCUGCAAGAGUUUAUUGGGAAACUGCAAGAGAUCGUAGAGGGAAAGACCACGGCUCACUUCAUCAUGGAUGACCCUGCAGGCAACAGCUAUCUUCAGAAUGUGUACGCCCCGGAAGAGGACCCGGAGCUGAAAGUGGAGCGCUACGAGCGUACUUUUGAGCAGAAUGAAGACCUGGGACUGAACGACAUGAAGACAGAGGGCUACGAGUCAGAGGGAGCUUCGGGCCGCAUUGCCGCUGUCCAGGAGAAGGAGGAAGAGGAGGACGAAGGGGACAUGCCUGUGGUGGCAGAAUUUAUUGAUGAGCGUCCCGAUGAAGUGAAGCUCAUGGAGGAGUUCCGAACAAAUGCUAAAUGGAAACUUUUAGGAGACCAGAAUGAAGACUCACAAAGUUCGGAUAUUUCAGUAACUGCCCGAUCUAACAUGAGGAGACUGCGGCACGACUCUCCAGACAAAUCGCUUCCAAGGCAACAGCGCCAUGACUCCCCAGAUCUGUCCCCUCCCAGGCGAGAGAGAAACAAUUCCCUCAACCUCUUGCCUCCCAAGCGACAGCGCCACGACUCCCCAGACCUCUCCCCGCCAAGAAGGAAGCGCCAUGACUCCCCUGACCCGUCACCUCCCAGGCGACAGCGCCACGACUCCCCAGACCUCUCUCCCCCAAGACGGAAGCGCCACGACUCCCCAGACCUCUCUCCCCCAAGACGGAAGCGCCACGACUCCCCAGACCUCUCUCCCCCAAGACGGAAGCGCCACGACUCCCCAGACCUCUCUCCCCCAAGACGGAAGCGCCACGACUCCCCAGACCUCUCACCCCAGAAGCGUCAGUCUACUCCGGAUCUAUCCCCUCCCCGGAAGAAGAGGUACAAUUCUGACCCAGAUUUGUCACCGCCUCAGAGAAAGAGGACUGGGUCACCUAGUCUGAAAAAGCAGAGCAGAACAAAAGGUGCUUCUCCAGCCAGGAAAACGCUUAGGCCGGUGGCCUCACCUCAGAGGUGCCUGAGGCAUGACUCUGACUCUCCAUCUCCACGGAGGGGUACCCGGAAUGCCUCUGAUGCAGACCACUCUGAUUUAUCUCCCCCACGUCGGACUCUGCCGGCUGCAAAGGAUCAACGUAGUUUGAGGAGUCCACCUGACCUCUCGCCUCCUCGCCACCGUGACGCUAAGGGAUCUCCCAAGAAGGCAAACGUGAUGUCAUCUGGGGUCAAAGCUGGCUUGGUGUCAGCUGAUGUGCUGCGGAGGGAACAGCAGGAGCUCAGGAGGCAUGAGAGAAAUAACAAGCACUUGGAAGAGGAAUCCCGACACUCUGAGACCGUCUUCCGCGACAAGUCAGGCCGCAAGAGGGACCUCGCGCAGGAGCGGCUGGAACAGAGGCAGAAAGCCGAAGCGCAGUCCGAGAGAGACGAGCAAUACGCCAAAUGGGGAAAAGGGCUAGCGCAGGGGAGGCAACAGCAGCAGAACGUGGAAGAUGCAAUAAAAGAGAUGCAGAAGCCAUUGGCCCGUUACAUUGAUGAUCAGGAUCUGGACCGAAUGCUGAGAGAACAAGAGAGAGAAGGAGACCCCAUGGCUGACUUCAUCAAAAAAAGGAAGGCCAAAGAGAACAAAGAAAAGAAAGAAAAACCUAGGUACAAUGGACCAGCACCUCCACUCAACAGAUUUAAUAUAUGGCCUGGGCAUCGCUGGGACGGUGUGGACAGGUCCAAUGGAUUUGAGCAGCAGCGUUUUGCCAGGAUAGCCAACAAGAAGGCAGUUCAGGAGCUUGCGUACAAGUGGAGCGUUGAGGACAUGUAG